UACAGACUCGGACGUUGACGCUCACUCAGCCGCAAAGCUGUUGAACCCUCUCAGCUGAGUAGAGGUCCCCGUCCUGCGGUCAAACAACAGACCGCUCCUGGUUCUGAGGGUAACACCCACACACACCCACCGGACAGGACUGGGACUUUCUUUCUACGUUCAGUUGUUUUUUCUAAACUGCGCUGAGAAAUUCUUUCUUUCUCUUUUUUCCUCCCCGUCUGAAUCGCGAAGUAGAGGUUAACCCCAACAGAUACUUUCUGCUUGUUAGCGUGGAUGUGAGUCUCCGUUUCACUGCAGUCAGCACUAUGGACGGCUGAUUCACCAGCUUUACACCUAACAGAUCGGAUGUCCCAUGUGUUGCUGCUGUUCAGACAGAUGAAAGGAUGGGGAUAUGAUUCUGGAUGAUAAGGCGAAGAAAUUCUUCAGCUGAACAGAGAACAUAAAUGAGUGUUUGCCAUGCUACAUGGGAACUCCACCCUGGUCUUACUCUUCAUCCUCACCAUUUUUGCCACUGCCUACGGUCGCUCCUACCCCCGUUUUUCCCGUAAUGACACUGAGUUCCAGCACCUGGUGCUCCACCCCGACCCCUCUGUGGGGACUGUGUACGUGGGGGCCAGGGACCACCUUUUCCAACUGGAUGGCUUAGAUGGACUGCGAUUGGAGCAAGAAGAGAGGACUGGACCUGUAAUCGACAGCAAAGAAUGCCUUCCCCCAGUCACUGACACCAAUUGUCCCCAAGCCAGAAGAACCAGUAAUCACAACAAAUUACUGCUGGUGGAUCCAAAUGCACUGGAGUUGAUCGCAUGUGGCAGCGUGCACCAGGGCACCUGCCAGAAACGUAGUCUGGUGUCAGUCAGAGAGGUUUUGUUCUCUACCGAGAGGCCUGUGGAUACCCAGUAUGUUGCAGCCAAUGAUCCAUCGGUGUCAACAGUUGGUUUGGUAGUGCGGCCAAGUGGCGGAGAUAGGACGGUGAUGUAUGUUGGUCGGGGCUAUACCGCCAGCCACCCACCCAUCUCCACACGCCACCUUUCAUUAAAACCUAUCUUUUCCUAUGAAGAGACAGCUAAGCUAGCUGUGGCUGGGCGUCUGUCGGAAUAUGAUCAUCAUUUUGUGACGGCGUUCACACGGGGCACGUAUGUGUACUUCUUAUUUUACCGCCGUGACAUCAAGUCACCAUCAAGGGACUACCGGACAUAUGUCGCCAGAGUGUGCAUUGAAGACACUUCCUACUAUUCAUAUGUGGAAAUUCCUCUUGUCUGCCUAUCACAGUCCCAUUCACCUAGGAGUUACAAUCUGCUCCAGGCAGCCCAGGUGGGACACGGGCCGGGCCUGCAGGGCGAGGAUCUGCUAGGAGUCUUUUCCACCAGCACCAGCCCCACAAACGACGAUCCCUCACAUGAAUCGGCUCUGUGCAUUUUCUCUCUACACGAGCUGGACAGAUACAUCAACUCAACCCGUGACCUCUGCUACACCAAAGAUGGGCGGGGGGAGGGAACAGGAGAGGCCUACAUAGAAUACGAGGUCAAGUCCAGCUGUGCCAACCUGCCCGUGAAUACCCUGAAGGCAUAUCCCUGCGGCUCCGACCACACCCCAAGUCCAAUGGCAAACCGGGAACCGCUGAAAACUAAACCCGCAUGGCACACCUCAUCUGGCCGUCUCACCGCCGUGGCAGUCAGUGUCAGGGAUGGACAUAGCAUCGCAUUCCUGGGAGACUCCAGAGGGACCCUUCACAAGGUUUAUCUUGGCCGAGAUGGCACGGUGGAGGUAUACGAGAACACAACGAUCCACCCCAACUCUCCCAUUAACAGUGACCUUUUGCUGGAUCAGAAUGGAGGACAUAUCUACAUCAUGACCAAAACCACGGUGGAGAAACGUCCAGUGGCAGAAUGUGGGGAUCACUUAGACUGUCAGUCCUGUCUAUCUGCCAGAGACCCCUAUUGUGGCUGGUGUGUCCUGGAGGGACGCUGUGGUCAGCGGUGGGAGUGCCAGCGAGGAUCUGAGCAGGGUCAUUGGUUGUGGAGUUUUAACCAGACACAGCAGUGUCUCAGUAUCCAGCACCUCAGCCUCUACAAUAUCAGCCGUGGAGAGGAAACUGAUAUUACCGUGUCAGUAGAAGGCCUACCCAGUCUAAAACAAGGCGAGGCCUACUCUUGCUUCUUCCAGGAUACAGAAACACCGGCCUUGCUCACUACUGCUGGUGUAAUAUGCUCCACCCCUGAUGCCAGCAGUCUGCCCCCCAUUAGCCAUGGAGAUGAGUUUGUAAUGGUUACCCUAUCGCUGCGCUUCAUAAAUGUCACGGUAGCAGAGACAGAAUUCACCUUCUACAACUGCAGCCUGGUGCAGCAGCUGUCUGGACGCAGGCCAUGCCAAGGGUGUAUCAGCAGUCGUUGGGGGUGUAACUGGUGUAUCCACCAGCAUGUCUGCACACAUAAACACGUCUGUACCGAAGGAGUGACUAUCUACAACCAAAAUUUCAAACCUCCAACCCCCACCACACCAACACCCAGCAGAAAACUGACCCCUCCACUUCCUACUGUCCCGACUGCUACAACAUCAACUACUGCAACAACACAGCCACCACCCACAGAGACAUCCGCUCCCACCACUACAGCUGUCCCCACCACUACAAUCAAAGUAAUGCCACCAACAACCCCCAAUGCUGAAUCCAUCACACCUUUUGGCCUCCCAACAACUUCUCCCUCUGUCAGGACCUCCACCCAGGGCACCACGGAGCACACUGAGGUCACCACCAUAGGCUUCUCCCAUGUGGGAAGAACAACAAAGGGUACUGAUGGACCAACCAGAGGUUUUUCAAAGGAUCGGCUCACUGAUAGCUUAAAUAUCACACAAAGACACACAGUCACUACAUUACCCAGCAGCACUAGUCACCACACAGACUCUCAUUCUUUUGAACCAUCUGGUGGAUCGUCCUCUGAAAUGAGCACAAGCGCUUCCAGCGAAGUCACCCUUUUAGCAGACCCUAGAGAUUCCAAAGAAGCUGUUCUUCCGGCCAGAACUGAAGAGAACAAUUCACCCCUGUGGCUGAACAGGUCGACGAACCCAGAGAGUGAGGUGGUCUCAACAAGUUCAUCUGUCAUUCCUACAUUUGUAUUGACUCAAUCACCUGAAACAGCUAUUGACCUCAGCUUUGAUUCUGGAGAGAACUCCCAAUCUGAUUCUACAAUUGACUCUUAUUUUCUGGAAUGCCCGUGUGUGGAGAAAGUUCAGGAUUCUCCUCUUCUCCCUGUCAAUGUGGAGCGGAAGAUCACUCUGGUGGGACAAUACCUAAACCUGUUUCAGGAUGAAGAUUUAAACUACGAGUGUGUACUGGAGAUUGAGAAUAAGUCGGUGGUAGUGGAUGCCUCAGUGCAGCCGGAUACUGCAAAGCCAUCAGUCUUCUUUAUCACCUGCCAACCGCAUCAGUAUGUGUACUCCGUGUCGCUGGAGGAAUACCCGACCACAAUCAAUGUGAGGAGAAAAAACAACUUCGUCAUUGACAGCGCUGAGGAUCUGUAUGUGACUCUGUUCAAUUGUUCGGUGGGGCGGUCAGACUGCAGCCGGUGUCGCACAGCUGACCCCAAGUAUGGCUGCGUUUGGUGUGGUGGGGCCAGCAGUUCUCGCUGUGUGUACAAAGACUCCUGCACCGAUGAGAUCAAGCACACCUGCCCGGCGCCAGUCAUCCACUUUCUGGACCCAGAAUCCGGUCCCGUCGAGGGAGGGACAGUGGUGACCAUUUCAGGCUCCAACCUCGGUCAGAGAGCCGAAGACAUCCAGGGCUCAGUCACAGUAGCAGGUGUUCCUUGCAAUGUGAUCCACAGCAGAUAUGAAGUCUCCUCAAGGAUAGUAUGUGAAACUACAAGCAGUGGACGGGAGGAGAGUGGCCAGGCCUCAGUCACAGUGAGGGGAGGAGGACUCGGGCUGUCAGCUCACAGGUUCAGCUUCCAGAAUCCCGUACUAAGCAGCAUCUUCCCCCACAGAGGGCCCAAAGCAGGUGGCUCCUCUCUCACCAUCACAGGCCAAGCACUGAGGACGGGACACACGAACGAAGUCAGCGUCCUAAUUGGAGGAAUACCGUGUGAUGUGCGCGACAUCCAGAAGGAUCACAUCAGCUGUCUGACCCGAGGCAGCAACAGGACGGGAGAACACGGCAUCACUGUGCGGUUUGGUGGUGCAGAGCGCCACCUGAAGGGCUCGGUGUAUCAUUACACCCCCAACCCAAACAUCACCAAGGCUGCUCCGUCCAAAAGCUUUCUUAGUGGAGGCAGAAUCAUUACAGUUUCUGGUCAGAACCUGGAUGUGGUCCAAGAGCCAAAAAUGAGGGUUACCCUCAGUCCUCGUGAUACUCUCCCUCCCAGGAGGCGGAGAAGUGUGGUUAAGAAGAAAGAAGGAAGCCUUAACCGAGGACGGGAUCACCAGGGUCCUUUGAAGAGAUGGAGGAGGAUUGUUCCAGAGGCGGACUGCCCUGAGGGGACGCUCUGCCAUGUCAAACAGUACGAGUCUCGCUGCACGGUGAACAGCUCCUCCCUCAUCUUGUGCCCGACCCCGGCCGUGGGCCCAGAGGCCAUUAAUGCAAGGGUCAAAGUUCACUUCCUGUUGGACAGCCUUCAUUUUGACUUCAACACCGUGGGUAAGGAAGCCUUCAGAUAUGAGCUCAACCCCACGCUCUACAAGCUGAACCGGAAUGAUCCCAGCAAGCCGUACCAUCACAAACCCGGCAGCAUCAUCUCUGUCGAGGGAGAACAUUUAGAUCGAGCCAUGUCCAAGCGCGAGGUGGAGGCUUGGAUAGGUGACGGCCUGUGUUCAGUGAAGACCCUGACACACAGCCACUUGUACUGCGAGCCACCAGCUCAGCAGCCCUCGGUCAAAGGUAGGAAGAAGCAGGAUGGCGUGGACAGUCUGCCUGAGUUCACAGUGAAAAUGGGAAAUCUGAACUUUUCUCUGGGCAGAGUAGAGUACGACAGCCAGACACAGUCUACAUUUCCUCUAGAGGCUCAGGUGGGAGUCGGUGUUGGAGCAUCCAUAGUGGCUCUCAUUGUGCUCAUCAUAGUGCUCAUAUACAGGAGAAAGAGCAAACAGGCCAUGAGGGACUAUAAGAAAGUCCAGAUCCAGCUGGAGAACCUGGAGACGAGUGUCAGAGACCGCUGUAAGAAGGAGUUCACAGACUUGAUGACAGAGAUGAUGGACAUGUCCAGUGAUUUGGUGGGCUCUGGGAUUCCCUUCCUGGAUUACCGAACGUAUGCUGAGCGCAUUUUCUUCCCGGGGCACCAGGAGUCCCCACUCAGACGAGAUCUGGAUGUUCCAGAGAGUCGAAGGCAGACGGUGGAGCAAGGGCUGAUUCAGUUGUCCAAUCUGCUGAACAGUAAACUUUUUCUCACCAAGUUUAUUCACACUCUCGAGGUGCAGCGGACCUUCUCCCCCAGGGACCGGGCCUACGUGGCCUCUCUGCUGACUGUAGCUCUGCACGGUAAACUCGAGUACUUCACAGACAUCCUGAAGACGUUGCUCAAUGAUCUAGUGGAACAGUAUGUGGCCAAGAACCCCAAACUGAUGCUGAGGAGAACCGAAUCAGUUGUUGAGAAGCUGCUGACAAACUGGAUGUCCAUUUGUCUCUUCACGUUUCUGAGGGAAUCAGCAGGGGAAUCUUUCUACAUGCUGUUCAGAGCAAUAAAGCACCAGGUGGAUAAGGGACCCGUGGACGCUGUGACUGGAAAAGCCAAGUACACACUUAACGACAACCGACUCCUGCGAGAGGACGUGGAGUACCGCACACUGACUCUAAAUGUGGUGAUGCCAGCUGCAGCUGCCAGCGGCGGCACCACAGCGCAGACGGUUCCUGCUAAGGUGCUGGACUGCGACACCAUCACACAAGUGAAAGAGAAACUUCUGGAACAAACCUGGAAGGGAACAUCUUUUUCUCAGCGGCCGCACAUCGACUCGUUACAUCUCGAGUGGCGUGCAGGUGUUGCAGGUCACCUAAUCCUAUCAGAUGAAGACCUGACAUCAGUAGUGCAAGGUUCAUGGAAGCGCCUUAAUACACUGCAGCACUACAAGGUCCCCGACGGAGCAACGGUGGCCCUUGUUCCCAGAAACAACAAACAUCACCUCCACGACAGCCACGAUUACAUGCCAGGAGAGAAGACCCCUAUGCUGGAUGAUGGGGAAGAAGGAGGCGUGAGACUGUGGCAUCUGGUAAAAGCCAGCGAGGAGUCCGAGCUGCCCAAGCACAGGAGAGGUAGUGUGAGGGAGAAGGGCGGGGAGCGAGCCAAAGCAAUCCCCGAGAUCUACCUCACGCGCCUGCUCUCCAUGAAGGGCACUCUGCAGAAGUUUGUGGAUGAUUUAUUCACCGCCAUCCUCAGCACCAGCCGUCCUGUACCUCUAGCUGUCAAAUACUUUUUCGACUUGUUGGAUGAGCAGGCUCAGCAGCACAACAUCACGGACCCGGAGACCAUCCACAUCUGGAAAACCAACAGCUUGCCACUGCGGUUCUGGAUCAAUAUCCUGAAGAACCCACAGUUCAUCUUUGAUGUGCAGACGUCAGACCACGUGGAUGCUGUGCUGUCUGUCAUAGCUCAGACCUUUAUGGAUUCUUGCACCAUAGCUGACCAUAAACUGGGACGGGACUCUCCUAUCAACAAGUUGCUGUAUGCCAGAGACAUCCCCCGCUACAAGCAGAUGGUGGAGAGGUACUACGCAGACAUCCGUCAGACCAUCUCUGCCAGUGACCAGGAGAUGAACUCGGCCCUAGCAGAACUCUCCCGUAAUUACGCUGCUGAGGUCAACUGCCUCGUGGCUUUACAUGAACUUUACAAGUACAUCAACAAAUACUACGAUCAGAUUAUCACAGCUCUGGAAGAGGACUGCACAGCUCAGAAGAUGCAGCUUGGAUACAGGCUCCAACAGAUAGCAGCUGCCGUUGAAAACAAGGUUACAGACCUAUGAUUUCCAGGGCUGGGAUAGACAAACUUUUCUUAACAUCUCCUUGGAAAAAAAAACAAAACAAGAAGAAAACGUUUUUUUCCCUAAGAAAAAGGACUAUUUGGUCACAUACUGUGAUUCUGCUGUCAUUUUGACAGACUAAAUUGUUAGUGAGGUGAGAGAUGCUCAUUGACACUGACCAUGUUUCUUGUGCUGAAUCGGUGUGUACACUUACACUCCUCUUUUGUCUCAUUUUGGGAGCAAAAAGAGCGCCACAUCGCUGAGGAGGGGAAAAAACUGAGAAAAUGUGAAACCGAGCACAUCAAAACAAAGGAAUUUCUUCUGAACCUUGGAUUUCUGAUGUUUAAGUCACCUAAAGGGAAAUUAAUAACAAAACAAACGAGAUCAUUUUGGGUGUUUUUCUCUUUCUCGAUGGACAUUUUUCAGAGUAACUGCACAGAACAUUCCUGCCCCGAGUUUAAAGGUAGAUUUGUUGUGGGAAAAAAGAAAAUCUAAGUGUGCUGGAGACAAAACAAAGUGGCAAAAGGGAAAAGGAGGAUUUGACCUUAAACACCAACAGCUUUGGAGUUUUCUACCAUGUUUUCUCAAAGUCUUACAAAUUGAUAAUGACACUGUCAGUGGUCUAAGUUACCACUUAUUGAAUCUGAAGUAUGUUUUCAUUCUGUUUUUACCUUCCUGAGAUCAACCUUCCAAGUCUUACUCUGUUGUCGUGUUCAGUUAGCUGUUAUUGGAUGGGUUCACUGGGUAUAUUUCAUUUUUUAAACUCGUCAUUACCAGUUCUUUUACUGUAAUUUGUAGCUGCUGCCUAAUUUAGUUUAAAUCUCAGACUAAUGUUUUAUAAAAGCUCUCAAUCUGCUUUUUUUUAAAAGAUAACCUACAGCUUGGGGAAUUUUCUUUUUCAGGUAACGUUUCACAAAUUUUGUUUCAUUUUCAAUCUUUGCUUUUAUUUGCAGACGCAAAGCAGUUUGACAAAGACAUUUGUAGCUGACUUAAGAACAAUCCGUCAAAUCUUCUCCACAAGUUAAACUACAUGCAGACAAAAUCUAUAAGAGAUCAAACCUGAACUUAACUAAUAAAAGCAAAAAUAUUAAAAAUAAAAUGCACAAAAGAACUGAAGAACAUUUUUAGAAAUGUCAAAUACUGGGGUCAUUUACUUUUGAUUUUAGAGGUGACUCAUAGGUUGUUAUAGAGAAACAAAAAAAAUAAAAUAAAAUGUAGAAUAAACUAAAUGAAUUCUUGAUUUGUACACUAAACUAUGAUGAAUUAAUUUUCCAUUUAAAGUCAUCCUGCAUAGAUCAGCUGAUUGUUGCGUCUGCCGUUCCAAACACGUUGCCAACCCUUACAGAGUGCCCUCGGGUCACCAAUCGAUACACUGUCACUACAUAAAAUAGUUGAAUGGUGUUUCUCCCGUCUCUGUUUUACUUACUUUUUAAUUUUCAUUUAUUGGCCGUUAUAAAUCCUGACACCAACAGAUCUGUAAAUAGCUAAUAUUGGCUAACGACAUCGGCCCACUCAUAAAUUGGUCAGGCUCUACUUUAUAUAUAUUUUCAUAAAGACCUGUUUUCUCUUCUCUGUGGUCACAUGACCACUGCUUAAAUUCAGUGUUUCAGGAAAAAUAUGUUUUUGCUGAAUCUUUUUACACUGACCAAGCAGCUGUUUCCUAAGGUCGUUUAAUUAGCAUUUCUGUUUUGGUGUCGGUGUACGUGUCAUUUUUAUUUUCCUUUACAAAAAGGGGAAAAAGCUCAUCUCUGAGACUUAUAUCACACAUUGUAAUUGCCUAACAAAGGUGCCUGUUGCUUUGCCACGCCUCAUGUGAGAAUCCUUUUAUUUUCCCAGUUUAAUUUAUUGUUUAUUUAUUUUAUUGCAUAUGUUGUUGGAUUUUUCCUUACAGAUCUAUGAAACAUUUAUUCCCGUCACAUUCAGAUGUUUUUGUUUUUCUUUUGUACAUCGAGUUGGAUUUGAGGAGUUUCAAACUUCAAACUCAAAUCCAGUUGUCCUCAGAUGCUGAUUAUUUUUGAACAUUUUGGACCCAUUUUAAAUGUUUCAAGCAGUUAUCUUGUAAAUUAAAAAAAACAAACGAACAGGAUUUUUUGUUUUUACCAUGCGCAUUGGUGUUGCUUGUGUAAGCAAAGCUCAGUUCUGAUGUUUGUUCUGUACAUACUUUUCCUAAGUAAUCAUGACUUUAGCGUUCUCUAACCAACAGAUAGGAUGAACCUAACAACAGUUUAAUGUGAUGCAAUAAACAGGUCCAGAUGUUAA
Oreochromis aureus is the source of this 9195-nucleotide messenger RNA. It is a transcript of the gene plxnb1a, whose product is annotated as plexin b1a. Gene Ontology annotation, cellular component: semaphorin receptor complex. The transcript is spliced from 39 exons. The record is from RefSeq and is a predicted model, not a curated record. The coding region runs from base 457 to 6939 and encodes 2160 amino acids. Gene Ontology annotation, biological process: axon extension; regulation of cell migration; regulation of cell shape. Lineage: Eukaryota; Metazoa; Chordata; Actinopteri; Cichliformes; Cichlidae. Gene Ontology annotation, molecular function: semaphorin receptor activity; protein binding.